This is a messenger RNA of Sinocyclocheilus rhinocerous, 2334 nucleotides long. RefSeq names its product neurensin-1-like. Gene Ontology annotation, cellular component: neuron projection; neuronal cell body; transport vesicle. Gene Ontology annotation, biological process: nervous system development. The record is from RefSeq and is a predicted model, not a curated record. The transcript is spliced from 4 exons. NCBI's taxonomy places the organism in Eukaryota, Metazoa, Chordata, Actinopteri, Cypriniformes, Cyprinidae. The coding region runs from base 452 to 1048 and encodes 198 amino acids.
UAAGAGCCAUUUAUCAGUCGAACUCUAUUUUUCACAAGAGGCUGUGGUUAAUGUUGAUUAACGUGUAUGAAACUUUAAGCACGAAUAACAGACACAAGGAGAUUUUUGUAAUAUGAUGAUUCACACAAAACGCUUUGUCAAGCAUGUGGUGUUGUUGAACAUUACUCAGUAAUCUGAGAUCGAGAGAAGGCACCGCAGGACUGACCGAGAGCAGUCUGCCGUCCAUGAAACAUCGGUGCUACAGUAUUCAGACGAGCACAGCUGAACAUAUAAGAAAGGACAGCGCAUUUGGUAAUUGGCAUUGGAAGCUCAUUAAAAAGCAUCACACUCGUCUCCAGGUGACUCAGAGAAGCAUCUGAUCUGGGCUGAGGAUGUGGCGCAUGCGCAGCGCGUCGUCGGCUGUGCGGAGUGAAGAAGAGCAGCUCCAGCUCGGUGAUGACAGAUGUGAAGCAUGACGUCCUGCUCAGAGAUCUGUGGCUCGGAUUACACUGAGCAGAGCCAUGGCGCCCUCAGCAGCGGUUACCAGGGUUACGGGGUGCGUUCCUACCUGCAUCAGUUCUACGAGGAGUGCACCGCUUCCAUCUGGGAGCGCGAUGAAGAUUUCCAGACACCGAGAUUGCCGAGCCGCUGGAGCUCUGUGCUCUGGAAGGUCUGUCUCGCGCUAGGCGCUCUGAUUCUGGUGGCAGGGUUAUCCGUGCUGCUGGUGGGCUACGCCACGCCGCCUCGACUCGAAGCCUUCGGAGAAGACGAGCUGCUGUUCGUGGACGGCCGCGCGGUGCGCUUCAACCGGGCCCUGGACGCCUGUAAGCUGGCCGGAGCCGUGCUGUUCUGCGUGGGCGGCAGCGGGAUGGCAGUGGGGCUGCUGCUGGCCGCCUGCUCUCAGGGCAGCUCCAAGGAAGAGCUCCGUCUGCAGCAGCGCUUCAAAGAGCGGCUCGCCGAGAUCCAGGCCUCCGUUCAACCCGUCACCCGCGCUCCCACCCCGGGAGAGGCCAAGGUUCCCGUCACGCUCUCCAAAGUGCAGAGCGUCCAGCCCGGAGCGGAAACCUGACCUCUUAAGCAUCCCACGCUUCCGUGCAAAACAAAACAACAGUUCCUGGAACAAUAGAGAUAGAUAACACUGCACUGGCGCAUAUAAUUCGUCUAUAUUGAGAGCACCGAGAGUAUUUAUGGUGAUUAGCGUAAGCGUACCUUGUCGAUCAUCACUGGUGCUUCUGAAUAAAGACAUACAGCACAAAUAUACUCACGCGCUAUGGCUAGGAAUCAGAACAACUUUAGGCUGCUGAUAUUCUUCAGAGGCGCCAAAGCAUGUGCGUAUUAAUACCGAAUAAGCAAGAAUAGUUUCUCUAUUACAAUGACCCCAAACACACCCCUCACUGUAAUCGCAAUUCCCAUCGUGAUACAUGAGAAAAAUCACUCGGUAAAACUCAUAAACUAGCAGAACGGAGGCCUUACUAACACUGUCAACUACAAUGAUUUGUCAUCGCUCGUUCAGAAAGCGUCACGUUGGUUCAAUUUUUCUCCGAAUCUCUCCUAGUGAAAGCUUCGUGCUCUAUUGCUACAGUCAAUCAAUAGUUAGUUGACAGAACGCAAUGUGUUCCAAGCCACAAUACCGUGCAUCCGUUCUGCUCAAACACAUCAUCGUCGGCGAUAUCAAGAGUGAAAAUAGAUUACGGUUAAGAUGCGCCUGUGGGAUUAUGUCAUGUCCUCUCUUUGUGUUGCACAUCAUUCUUGCUCCAUCAUUAGAGCUUUCCGUACGCUAGUGUUCUGCUGGAGAUUUCUUUCUGUCGGCUUUUCUUGUUUCGUGUUUCUCUUUGGCUUCAUGGCAGAGUCACUGCUGUGCUUUUGUUCUCUGUAACAAUUAUUUUGCGUAGGUAUUUGCAUCUUAUUAUUGUUAUAUUUUUACUUUGAUUAGCGCAAAUGUUGCAUGAUGACAAUUCAGUGAAACUUUGUAAACUGCUUUCAAGAAGGUUGAUAAAGAAUGAAAAACCGUCGCCGUCGCUUCUUAGUGUAAUAUUUUGUGUUAUUUAUUGAUUAUGAAUUAUCAUUGAACAUACUGCAUAUGCAUUCAGAUGUUUGAAAACGCUGAGGCUUUCUAAUGAACUUAGGAUAAUCGAAACUCUCAGACAGGCCUAAAUGAAGUCUAAAAAUGUUACAUUUAUAAUAUCAGCUGCUUCGAGAAUUGAUUCUUCUUGUUUAAACUGACAUAUAUGGAUGUGUUUUCAGAGGUGUGUUGAUCACAAAUGCUGGUAAUCGUCUCAAACUGUCAAAGCUUCUGGUUUGGUCUGCUCUUGGGAUGGAGACAGAACGUAUCAGAGCUGUUCUUACUCUUGGAAC